Molecule: messenger RNA, 2499 nt
Organism: Panthera uncia (snow leopard)
Lineage: Eukaryota; Metazoa; Chordata; Mammalia; Carnivora; Felidae
Gene: CCDC112
Product: coiled-coil domain containing 112
Exons: 10
Coding region: 206-1795 (529 amino acids)
Source: RefSeq, a predicted model, not a curated record
CCCCCUGCCAACCCCGUGCUCCGGCUCCACCCUGAUCCCCGGCCCCGCCCCACAUCUCGGCCCCUCCCUGCGUCCCGGCUAGGUCUUGCUCUGCUUGGAGAAGAGCUCCGUUGCACGGGGAACGGUCUGCAGGACCAGGAGCUCCCGUGGCCCGAACCCUCUGGCCCGGGUGGCCGCUGCGGCCCGAACAGCUUGGCGAGGAAAGAUGGCCGCCCUGACGACGGUCGUGGUGGCCGCGGCGGCCACCGCGGUAGCCGGGGCUGUGGCGGGGGCGGGCGCGGCCACCGGGAGCGGCAUGGGAGCAGCGGCGGUGCCGCAACAGAACGAUAGCUGUCUUGGUACUUCAGGUGGGAUUCGUCCUUUUCAGCUUCAAAACUGGAAGCAGAAAGUUAAUCGGACAAAAAAAGCGGAGUUUAUACGCACAGCAGAAAAACUAAAAAAUCAAGUUAUUAACAUAGAAAAAGAUAAACGCAGUCAUUUCUACAACCAAAAAUGUGACUUCAGAAGCGAGCAGAAUAUGCUGGAAGAAUUGGAAAAUAAACUGAUCAACAGCAGGAAAACAGAAAGAGCAAAAAUCCAGCAACAAUUGGCCAAAAUACAUAACAAUGUAAAGAAACUUCAGCAUCAGUUAAAAGAUGUGAAGCCUACACCUGACUUUGUUGAAAAGCUCAGAGAAAUGAUGGAAGAAAUUGAAAAUGCAAUUAAUACUUUCAAAGAAGAGCAGAGAUUGAUGUAUGAAGAGCUUAUUAAAGAAGAGAAAACAACCAAUAAUGAGCUGAGUGCCAUAUCAAGAAAAAUCGACACCUGGGCUUUGGGUCAUUCAGGAGCAGAACGUGCUUGCAGAGCAGCAUCAGGCAAGGUUCCUGUAGACAAAAUGACGCCAAGCACCCUUCCGGAAGAAGUGGUAGAUUUUGAAAACUUCCUUCAGCAGACAGGAGGGCGACAGGGGGGCUGGGACGACUAUGACCACCAGAACUUUGUAAAGGUGAGAAACAAACAUAAAGGGAAACCAGCGUUUAUGGGAGAGGUUCUCGAAAACCUUCCUGCAAGAACACAGGAUGAAGUUCAGCAGCAUGAGAAAUGGUAUCAAACCUUUCUGGCCCUGGAAGAAAGAAAAAAAGAGUCUAUUCAGAACUGGAAAACCAAAAAGCAGCAAAAGAAGGAGGAAAUUUUUAAGUUAAAGGAAAAGGCAGAGAACAUAUCUAUGCUCUUUCACAAUAAAAAAGAUAAUCAAAAGCGAAAAGAGGAACAAAGAAAGAAGCAGAAAUUGGCAGUCGAAGCUUGGAAAAAGCAGAAAAGUAUAGAAAUGUCAGUGAGACGUGCCUCCCAGUUGAAAGAAGAAGAGGAAGAGAAAGAGAAGAAGCGACAGAAAGAGCACCAGCGCCAGUUUAAACUAAAAUUACUACUGGAAAGUUACACCCAGCAGAAGAAGGAACAGGAAGAAUUUCUGAGACUGGAAAAGGAGAUUAGGGAAAAGACAGAAAAGGCAGAAAAAAGGAAAAUGGCUGCUGAGGAGAUUUCCAGGUUUCAAGAGAGAGAUUUACAUAAACUUGAACUGAAAAUUCUAGACAGACAGUCAAAGGAAGAGGAAAAGGCAGAAAAACAAAGAAGACUGGCAAAAUUAAAAGAAAAGGUUGAAAACAACGUUAGUAGAGAUCCCUCUAGGCUUUACAGACCUACCAAAGGUUGGGAGGAAAGGACCAAAAAGACAGGACCCACAGGCUCUGGGCCACUUCUGCAGAUUCCACACAGGGCCAUCCCAACCUGGAGACAAGGAGUUGAGAAAAGAAUAUGAGAUAAUGAAGUUGAUACUCAGUUGAUGAGAAUGUCAACAUACUCAGUCAUACCAGGAGAGAGUCACUAACCAUGUUCUUUCAAUAGCCCUAAACCCAGUCAGAGUGAUAAUUGUGUUGUAUGUGAACCGAUAGGUAUUGAGUUUCAUGCGGCGUUGUCGUAUUUCCUGUUUAUACUAAGAGGGUAUUUCAUGGGUAUGCUGGCCUGUUACUGAUGUAAAAGUUUCCCCAAAUAAGUUGAUGUUACAAACAUUGCUUCAUUUUAAUACUCGGAACAUUUCAAAGAUUCUUUGUUUUCGUCAUGGCAUAGCAAAAUAAACUGGGACAAUCAUAGGGGAACAUUUUUUUUUAAACAAAAAUUUUGUAACAUUUAUAACUUGGAGAUGAAUCAGCUUAAGUAAGAAAAAUGUAAAGGUUUUCCUUUUUUUUUUUUUUUUUUUGGAAAUAAGUUGGUACUUUUCUAAGUUUAAAAAAUUGGCCGUUUGUUCAGUUACUACAUUUUUGUGUAAUAAACAUUUUGUAUUUGUUUGAAGCAUGCUUUGUUUUAUAGAGAAUAUUUAUUUAAAAAAAUAUGCCUCCCCUCAUAUAUAACCUGUUAUUUGUAUUCUUAAUAUCUUUUUGGUUUCCUUUAGCUAUUCCAAAUUUGCCUAAAGGGGAAAAAAGCCUUUCUGGACUUCACACAUUUAUAAAACCUUUGUGUCUUUCA